This is a messenger RNA of Achroia grisella, 477 nucleotides long. RefSeq lists its product as uncharacterized. NCBI's taxonomy places the organism in Eukaryota, Metazoa, Arthropoda, Insecta, Lepidoptera, Pyralidae. The record is from RefSeq and is a predicted model, not a curated record. The transcript has a single exon. Bases 1 to 477 code for a protein of 158 amino acids.
AUGGAAGGAGUCAUUCCAUUUUUUAAAUCCCAAGGUGGUGGAAGUGUAGAUAAGUAUAGACCAGUGGCUGUUCUCUCUAAUCCCGCUAAAGCUUUCGAAUCAGCAAUACAUAGAGCGAUUUUCUAUCAAUUGAGACCACAGCUCUCAGAGGCACAGCAUAGGUUUCUACCAGGCCGUAGUACCAUGAGUAAUCUGGUGAAUUAUAUGGCUCAACUUAUACCAGCUGUUGAUGAGGGCAGGCAGGUAGAUACCAUUUAUUUUGACGUCCGGAAAGCUUUUAAUGUGGUCGAUAAUGACAUAUUGCUGAAGAAACUGGCGAACAUGGGUUGUACGCCGCAUUUAUUACAAUUUUUCUCCAGUUAUAUGAGGGAUCGAUACCAGUACGUCGAUUAUACUGGGUUUACAUCAGAACCCUAUUCGGUCAGAUCAGGAGUAGUCAAGGGAGUACUUUGGGACCUCUCGAAUUCGUCAUUAUGA